AUGGUAGCUACUGGAUUCAAAGGGACAGCCAUGAGGCAAGCCUUAUGGAAAGCGGCUAAGCCAACUACUCAUGCACAAUUCAUAAGAAGAAUGGAAGCCAUAGCAGAACUAGAUGUUGAUGCAAUUAAAUGGUUAGAGGACAAGAAUCCAGCAGAGUGGAGUAGAUCACAUUUCAGAACAUUCCCUAAAUGUGAUAUGUUGUUGAAUAACAUAUGUGAAUCAUUUAACAGCAAAAUAUUAGAUGCCAAGAAAGGGUCUAUUGUUGUCAUGAUGGACGCAUUUAGGCAUGUUUUCAUGCAAAGAAUGCAAGAAAAUAGAGAAAGAGCUAGGGAAAAGCGGAGUAAAUUUGGUUUUUGUCCAAAAAUUAGAAAAAUGAUGAAGGACAAUAUUGACAAGGCAACUUACUGUGUGUCUUACAAAUCAAACGAUGUCAAUUUUGAAGUUGCUUGUCCUUAUGGUGAAAAGUGGGUAGUCAAUAUUGAGGAUAGGACUGGCCCAUGCCGGAAAUGGGAUUUGACAGGGAUACCAUGUGCUCAUGCAAUUUCAGCUUUGUGGAUUGCUAUGAAGGACCCUAUGCAGUACAUUGAUGAUUGUUACAGUGUUGAAACGUAUCUUAAGUGUUAUGACCCUUGCAUUUUACCUGUGAAUGGAGAGCAUGAGUGGGAAGAUGUAGAUGUUCAGCUACCCCUACCACAAACUUAUGGAAGAGCACCAGGAAGACCAAAGAAACAGAGGAGAAAAUUUGCUGACGAGAUACAGCAAAUAAAGGAGCAGGGCAAGAAGAUGAGGAGAUUUGGUCAAAUCCAUAAAUGCUCAUUCUGUGGUGAGUAA
Molecule: messenger RNA, 831 nt
Organism: Coffea arabica (coffee)
Lineage: Eukaryota; Viridiplantae; Streptophyta; Magnoliopsida; Gentianales; Rubiaceae
Molecular function (GO): zinc ion binding
Source: RefSeq, a predicted model, not a curated record